Misgurnus anguillicaudatus (oriental weatherfish) is the source of this 5130-nucleotide messenger RNA. Lineage: Eukaryota; Metazoa; Chordata; Actinopteri; Cypriniformes; Cobitidae. The record is from RefSeq and is a predicted model, not a curated record.
AAAGAAAGAAAGAGCGCGCGUGUGAUGUGUUUGUGUAUCCUCAGUGUUUUUCUUUCUUGCGUGUUUCAUUGCGUGUAAACAUAGUCUUGUCUCUGUGUAUUUAAGUGUUAAGACGUUGAUGUUGAGAUGUGCUGUAAAUCAGUAGGAACUAAUCUGUAUAUGGAUGUAUUGAUGAUUCCAUCACAGAAAUCUCUCAGCUGAAUAAAGAGGUGGCGUUACUGGGGACAAAGCUGAGGUCAAGAGGAGAUUUAGCAAUUAAUCGAGAGGAUGUGGAUUGUUGUGAAUCUUCAGUGUAUGUGACUGAUGAUGGGAGUCUGGAUUCAGUGUGGAUGAGCAGAGAUCAGAGCCGCACACCACAGACACUGCUGGACUCUAAACUCUCUGAAGAGAAAUCCAGACACACACAAGACUCCGAUCUCAGUCUGACUUUACUCUGUUAUACUGAGUCAAAGCUCACAGACACUCAGGACACUACAGUGUGUGACAGUAAACAGAGCUUACAGGAGGAUCAAACCUCCACAGAGUCUCUGGAUUCUGUCUGUAACGCUGGAGAACAGCAGCAGAUCCUGCAGACCAAACUGAAGAUGUGUUCAGUCAAACUCAUCGACUGCACGAACCUCAUGAUGAAGAUUAAAACUGAACCCACAGAAAUCAAAACUGAACCCACAGAAAUCAAAACUGAACCCACAGAAAUCAAAACUGAACCCACAGAAAUCAAAACUGAACCCACAGAAAUCAAAACUGAACUCACAGAAAUCAAAACUGAACCCACAGAAAUCAAAACUGAACCCACAGAAGAGGAAGAUCGCACUGAUGAAGAUGAUGAUUUUAUUCCAUCAGAUGUGAAGAGUGAUUCAUGUUUGGAUAUAGAAAUAACGUCCUCAACAUCAAAAGAGCGACUGACAGCACAAACUCUUUCCUGCAUCACCUGUGAAAAGACAUUCAGCUCACAGAGACUUUUAGAGAGACAUGAGAGAAAACACACAGAACAGAAACUCUUCACCAGAUCUGAGAUCAGCUUUACUACCUUACAAGAGAAUAAACUUCAUUCAGAAGAUCACCGAGAGAAGAAGAAGAAGAAGAAGAAGAAGUUGUUUCACUGUGAGCAGUGUGGGAAGAUUUGUGCCUCUUCCACUAAUCUAAAUGUUCACAUGAGGACACACAGUGAUGAAAAGCCUUUCAACUGCACUGAAUGUGGAAAAUACUUCACAACCAAAGAAAAUCUUAAAGUUCAUCAGAGAGUUCACACUGGAGAAAAACCUUAUGAGUGUCCUCACUGUGAGAAGAGAUUUAGCUGUAAAUAUAAUCUGAAGACACAUGUGUUUUUACACACCAAUGAGAGACCGUAUCAGUGCAGUGAAUGUGACAAAACCUUUAGGGAUUCACGUUCAUUAAAAUCACACCAGAAUAUUCAUAAAGAGAAACUCUAUCGGUGUUCACACUGUGAUAAACGUUUCUGUUAUAAAUAUCAGCUGAUAAUCCAUCAGAGAGUUCACACUGGAGAGAAACCUUACGUAUGCGCUCACUGUGGAAAGAGCUUCACUAAUUCAACUCAUUUCAAAGUUCAUGAGAGAGUUCAUACUGGAGAGAAACCUCAUCACUGUAGUGUCUGUGGGAAGAGUUUUAGUCUAAAGCAGAAUUUACUAAAUCAUAAGAGAAUUCAUACAGGUGAAAAACCUUUCAAAUGCUCUCAGUGUGACAAGACUUUUGGUUAUUCAAGUAAUUUAAAAUACCAUCAGAGAGUUCAUACUGGAGAGAAACUUCAUCACUGUAGUGUCUGUGGGAAGAGUUUUAGGGUAAAUGCUACCUUAAUAAGGCACCAGAGACUUCACACAGGUGAAAAAACUUUCAAAUGCUCUCAGUGUGACAAGACGUUUGCUCAGUCAGGUUCCUUACAAGCCCAUCAGAGAGUUCAUACUGGAGAGAAACCUUAAAGCCGAAGGUUUACUAGGGAAGUCUGGAUGAUGUCAUUUUCUCAACCGCGCAUGCUUGAGAAAAUAUUGAGACAGGACACCCCACUACAAACAAUUGCACAAAGGCAAUAGACAGCAUUUGCGCACACACUAUUGUUUUUUCUUCAGAAAACAGAAAGCUGUGGAGCAUUUUCGUCACUCUAAUAUUUGAUUCCUGGUGUUUGUUUUCUUCAUGUUUCUUCUAAAGUUUGUUUGCCAUGGUGGAUCGUCUACUUUUCUUCACCUAUCCUACCUUUUUUAUGCUGUUUUCUGUUGCAUAGUACCUCACGGUUUGGUGUGGGUUGGGUCAGCUUACUUUUGGGAGCUUUUCCACUGGGUGAAGUACGUAGUACACAAUACUUUUUAGAUCACUGAUUGGUCUGAGAGAAUCGUAACUAUCAGCAUCAUUGCUAUAAUGUAAGAGAUUAGCUUUACCUUAGUGCUUGCGCUGUCUCAUGUGCCAUCUGUGCUAUGCUAUAAGUUCUCAAACUCCCUUUAGCAAUGAAAAACAUCUACAGGUUGAGAUUCAAGAACACCAUAACAGUGUUUUUCCAGACUUGCAGUUUAUGGCGGCACAUUCACGACGCGCACGUAUGCUUAAAUGCAAUUUAUGAGGCUUAGCGGAGCGUGUUAACUGACGCCACAGGUGUUUGUACAGAAACUGUCAUGUGAGACAGAGGUAGUGAUAAACGCAAUGUGCAAACAUCUUUUUUGGUGGUCAAUUUUAAUUUUGUGGCAGACUGAGAAAUAAAUGAAUGUAUGGGAAUGUACAACAAUGCUCUCACUUGUAUGAUGUCACAGCAGUAGGCAGCGCAAAUAUAACGACACGGCUAUAAUCCCUCCCCCUCUGAAGUAAUACUUACUCGAUGGAAAAGCUAACCAAGCCAAAGUGAAGUGAGCUGACCCGACCUGACUCGCAAAUCAGUGCGGCUCUGAUGGCCUGGUAGAGUAAUAAUUUGAAUGAGAAAUCAUUUGUAUUGUGUACAUGCCGAACACAGGUAGCCGUGGGGAGUAUGCUUUGAAAACUGUCCGCGAGCCGGACACGGAAGAAUAAAGUAUACCCGACCCUUAAGGCUGCUCUCUGUGGACUAAGCUUCUCUAAUCCAUUUCAAUUCAAAGAUCAUCAGAGAGUUCACACUGGAGAGAAACCAGAACACAGUAGUGUCUGUGGGAAGAGUUAAUCAACAGUAAAACUUCUCCAUUAGAGUCUGACAGCAGCAGCCUCCAAAUCAGCCCCGCCCUCGGUUCGUCCCCUCUAUCUCCAUUGGGGUCUGCCCACUUUUCUUGCAUUUUUCAAAUAUUGCCAGUGGGUGGAGUCAGGCUCUGACCUGGGGCCGGUUGCACCAGCCAGAUGUUAAAAAGUUGGGUGUAAGUCCUACUUCGGGCUUUGCUACGUCCAACAUUGUGAAACUACGACCAGACGCAGCUACGCUCAGCGUAAAUGAUGUGUGCCACCGCGUAUGAUAUUUAGAUGCCAUGGCUCUAAAAGACUAACUUUUUCACUAGGAGCACAGUGGCCCCCAUCUGCAAUUUAGGGGCACACACUGUUAAAGGAAUAGUCUACUCAUUUUCAAUAUUAAAAUGUUAUUACCUUAACUAAGAAUUGUUGAUACUUCCCAUUAUCAUCUGUGUGCGUGCACGUAAGCGCUGGAGAUGAGUAGUUAUACGAGCAAGUUUGGUGGUACAAAAUAAAACGUAGCGCUUUUCUAAGCGGAUUUAAAAGAGGAGCUACAUUUUAUGGCGUAAUAGCACUUUUGUGAGUACUUCGACUCGGCGCAGUAAUACCCUCCCUCUACUAUUGUGAGAGGGAGAAGGGGAGCGGACUUUUCAGGCGAGUCAAAGUACUCCCAAAAGUGCUUUUACGCCAUAAAAUAAAAUAUAGUUCCUCUUUUAAAUCCGCUUAGAAAAGCGCUACGUUUUUUUUGUACCACCAAACUUGCUCGUAUAACUACUCGUCUUAAAUAGAAAAAACGUUGAUGUGUUUGGUCACUUCUAACUUUAUCUCUAAAUGGCACCAUUGAAUGAAUGGGGCUAAGCUAAAUGCUAUCGAAGCAUCGCAGCGCGCUCCAGCGCUUACUUGCACGCACACAGAUGAUAGAGGGAUGUAUCAACAAUUCUUAGUUAAGGUAAUAACAUAUUUUAAUAUUGAAAAUGAGUAGACUAUUCCUUUAAUCAACAUGCUAACCAAAUAUUCACAUUUUCUACUAACUUCCACUGUAUUACUAAUAAAUACUUUAAUGAUAGAUGCAGAAAGUACAAUGUGCUGUUUCAAAUUCAGUGUAACAUCACAAAAAAUGUGCGACUGCAUGUAAAAUUCAGUGGCACACUCAAGUUUUGGUGGCAAAAUGCCACCAUUUGGUGGCAGUCUGGAGCCCUGAUGAUGCUGUUUGCGUUUACUAUGGCAAAAAUUUACACUUAGUGCCACCAGCUAAUAGACGACAUAUGAGAGCUUUCCCCAUGUUUACCAGUGCACUCUAGCUCAAGAUGCGUGCGCGUAGACUCAUCAAACACAUUAUAACAGCUCUAGUUUCAAACUUUUCAAAAAUUAAAUCAAUAAGUAAGUUAGAUUCUCAGACGUGCGCUACGGCUAGAUGGUGCAACAGGUGUAAAUUCUACGGCUAACAUAAAGCGCAUUUUAUGUCCAGAGUAGUCAUAUGGCCGGGUUUACGCCCAGCUGGUGCAACCGGCCCCAGGGGUUUAGUAACCCUUUAAUAGUAAAAUAAGAACAAAUAAUCAAAUGAUGAGCAAUAUCGCAGAUAAAUACAAACACACAAAUAAAAUAAAACUGUGCUGCUCAUGUUUUCAGAUUGAUCUAACAGUUCUGUAUUUUGGAGGUAAAGUGCCAAGCUGUUAAAGAGUGUAUGUGUCUGGGAGCAAACGUACUGUUCAUAACUAUAUACGAUAGUGUUAAUUCAUGUUGUUUCUUAUAUUUUAUUUACACAUUUUUUUUUUAUCUUUUAUAAGCUAUUUUGUUUUGUGUCAAGAUUGUUUAUUUUAUAUUUUGUUUGUUAUGUGAUUUUACAAAUUGGUUUCAAAGUUUUAUUGGACCACAAUGUCAUUAAUUGUUGGAACUGUUCAGAUUAUUCAGUAAAUUCUUUAUAUUUACAAUGAUUAUGUUUUCUGACUUCUGCUAUAGGCCUAUUCUCUGGACUGAUAUUAAAGUUUACAUAAUUAUUCA